AUGGCUGAUGCCUCCUACGUCAUUUGUUCUUCGUCACCACCUGGAGGUAAAUUCAAAGAUGCUGAUGAAGAUGCUCAGUUUCAAGAAACUGAACUCGUCAAUGACACCUUAGUGCUCAAUAGCCCCUUCACUGAACCCCAACUGGAAAAUCUCAAUCUGAACACUGAGCUUGUGGAGGAUUCUGACCCUUCGGAGAAUGUGGAAAGUGGUCCAAAAUGCGAGAAUGGACAAGAAGUUGUGCUUGAUAGCGAAGAUGACGAAAUGGACAAUGGAAGGACAGCAUCUGCUGUGAGAGGGUUGGCUGAUGAUGGAACCAGUCCAGCUGCAAGAAUUCCUUCAAUGCACUUCCAGAAGAGACCUGUAAGGCCACCUUUCAAACAAGCAGAUUCAAAUGGCACUGCUUUUAGUAAAGCUGCUAUUGUAAAGAACAAACACCACAUGCUUGCAGGGGAGAAAGGAAUUUCAGUUGAUACCAAGAUGUUAAAUAACAUUAACUCACCAGAGCCUGGGGAUUCAACCCAAGCUGCUCUUGGGUUUGUGGAUGAGUACUUGUCAUCUAGUGAUAUGGACUUGCUUCAAGAAAUUUAUCACAUAAAACCCACUAGAGAGAAAUCACUUCAUGUCCUGAGUGCAAGAGGAUCACUAAGUUUGGCUAGAAAAAUUAAAAGUCAAACCCAGAAUAGAGAAAAAGAACCCUUCAGAUGGGAUGGCGGUGAUCAAGAUGACAAAGGAGCUGGUAUCUUGUGUAGAAAGGUUAACACAGCUUCAAAUAUUGGAAGUGAAAACCAGAAAGAAGGUGGACAUCUUCAUAGCCAAGGAAUACGGUGUGCAGGUGUUAGAUGUGAUGAUGAGAUUGAGAACAUGGUCCAAAGACAUGGAAUUGAAACAAAAAGUAAAAGGAACUCUCUCAAGGAGUUGGAUGUUCAGUCAAGUUUAAUGAGAGAGAACGAGACUCCUUAUUCCAGUGUGAUACAUACAGAAGACAUGUUUGGUAUUGGUUUAGAUACUCAAAUAGCUGCUGAAGCUAUGGAGGCAUUAGCAUUUAUGCCCACAACUGGCUGCCAUUUCCAUGAUGCUCACCAACCUGAGAAAGCACCUGAUGGCUCUUUGAGUGAUUUGAUAGAGAAUAAAGGUCACUUGAAAAACUUGUUGCAUAAACAGAAUUCUGGUUUACAGUCCAUAACAAAGAAAUCAAAGAAGAGAAAGCACACUGAGAAUCAGGAGCCAAAUACUGUGUUGGUGGAAACACGAAAAAUGAUGAAAAGCAAGUCAACUAUUAAGGGACAGUCUGAAAAUAAUACCACUUCACCAAUACACAGUGAACUUGUCUCAAUUGAAGAGGUUUGCUCAACAGGAGAGUAUACUAGUUUUCAACCAGCCACCACAGAAUCCAAAAAUAAGAACAAGAGCAGAAGGCCAAGAAAGAAAAAUCAAUCAAUCCAUCAUACAAAGAGGAACAAUAAUGUCAAGGCGGAUGACACUAUUAGGUGCAAGAGGAAGGGGGCUGAUAUAGAGGCUGAUCCAUUGAAGUUGGGAAUUAGGACAAAACGUCUCAAUUCACCUACCAAUUUGUCUGGGAAGACUGGGAAAAACAGCCUGAAUCACCUGGUUGAAGUUAGUCCACAGCUAUCUGGAUCCAGCAGUUUUUUAAUAAAUGAUUCUCCUUCUUGGCUUUAUCCUAAAAGAGCAAGGGGGAAAAGAAAGAAGGCUAAUGUGCAAGACAAUCUUGAUGCACCUACUAUUUUGUGCAUUGAUGGAAAUGAAAGCAAUGUCUGGUCCACUAACAGUAUAGAACGCCAAAAUGAUGAGGAUAAGUCAUGCGUUGACAAUAGCAGAUGCUUGUCACAGGGGAAUUCUGUUCAACCUGGUUCAGCUGACGAUACCAUGAAAUUUGAAAGCUCACUUGAUAAGCGAUCCUCGUUGGCACGUGUUGAAAUAUCAGCUAAUAAGAGCAGUGCACAAUCCAGUCCAGAAAUUCCAACAACAGUCUCCUCCAGUAAAGACUUAAUGUCAAAUAACAAACGCACAUGCGAUGAGCAGCACAACAAGCCAUGCAACAAACGCCUUCGAAAGUCUCCCCUUCUGAAGGAGCUUAUUAGAUUAGGAGUUUCUGAGCCCACAUCAGCUUCAAUAGGGAAAGAUCCAAGACAGCGAAGAGAUAUGACAUUUGUUCGAGUUCUGUUUAGCCAGCAUUUGGAUAACAAUGUUUUCAAGAGGCAAAAAAAGGUCGUGGCAAGGCUCAAUAUAUCUACUGCAUCAAGCUCAAUGGAUGCCACACAUUUCAUAGCAGACAAAUUUAUACGCACAAAGAAUAUGUUGGAAAUUAUGGCUCUUGGUAAAUUAGUGGUGACACACUUAUGGCUUGAGAGCUGUGGGCAAGCAAACUGUUUUAUUGAUGAGAAAAAUUACAUUCUGAGGGAUGUGAAAAAAGAAAAGGAGAUAGGCUUUAGCAUGCCUGUGUCUCUGGCUCAAGCAAGACAAACACCACUCCUGAAGGUAGUUGAUGAAAGUCAGGUAUGUGCAGAGAAGGAUGAUAAAUUCUUAGAUGAUCUGUUGAUUCUUUCUUGUGAAGAGGACUAUGCAAUAUGCCACCAUUUCCUUAGUAGAGGAACUGCUGUCUACAGUUCAGAGCUUCUUCUGAAUGGCAUUAUUAUCCAGAAAUUGGAACCUGAGAGACAUCAACUAUUUGUGAAUCAAGCUACAGGAAAAAGGCCAGGUAUGUCUAAUCGAUUUGGGAAGGUAUAUUACAGAAGGCAUUCGAGACCCAUAUAUCAUAGUUGA
Molecule: messenger RNA, 2781 nt
Organism: Arachis stenosperma
Lineage: Eukaryota; Viridiplantae; Streptophyta; Magnoliopsida; Fabales; Fabaceae
Exons: 7
Coding region: 1-2781 (926 amino acids)
Source: RefSeq, a predicted model, not a curated record